Messenger RNA from Oncorhynchus gorbuscha (pink salmon), 1309 nucleotides. Its product is annotated as zinc finger protein. The record is from RefSeq and is a predicted model, not a curated record. Gene Ontology annotation, molecular function: zinc ion binding; nucleic acid binding. NCBI's taxonomy places the organism in Eukaryota, Metazoa, Chordata, Actinopteri, Salmoniformes, Salmonidae. The transcript is spliced from 8 exons. Bases 366 to 1058 code for a protein of 230 amino acids.
CGUUCCGCUCUCUCUCUCCUGCUCCGGUUUCCCGGUGAAUGAUAGCCUAUCAACCGAGCGGUUUGCCUAUUCCGUACAGAGCAAAAGACCACGCUUAAAAAGAGAGGCGCAUCUUCAAAUCGCACUACUGGGCUACAGAAACGACAGCCAGAGCACAUUGGAACUAGGGGUAGAUUACCAACGGCAACACAUUUUUUUAAGUUUCACCUGUGGCGGGAGCACAUUGAAAGCACAACCUGAGGACUGUUUAUUCAAUUUGAACGGAUUUAGCGAACAUAAGUGACUACACUGCCCGGCGGAUGAUAAGCGUUCGGGACCGGGGUUGUUGUUUUCGCGGGGAAUCAGGUUAACAUUACCAGAGCAAGAUGAAGUCGGCAGGGGUGGUGGAAGGAGGACUGUUCACAGAGAGUUACUGCAACAUCUGUAACGCCCAGCUCAUCUCCGAGUCGCAACGCACAGCACACUAUGAGAGUAAAAAACAUGCCAACAAGGUCCGUCUCUUUUACAUGUUACACCCAGAAGACGGUGGCCCACCGUCCAAGAGACUGAGACCAGACAACCCGGGCAGUGCAGAGACAGAGGUGGACAGGAAUAAGUGCUGUACUUUGUGUAAUAUGUUCUUCACGUCGGCCAUCGUGGCCCAGUCUCACUACCAGGGAAAGACACAUGCUAAGAGAGUACGACUGGUACUGGGAGAAACACCCAGCAUACCUACUGCUACUCCGGUCUAUCAGGUACCACCUCCACGCACCAGCCCUCCGGUGGCAGCCCCCCGCACCAGGCUGUCUCUCCGGAAGUACUGCUGUCUGUGUGGAGCCUGGUUCAACAAUCCUCUGAUGGCCCAGCAACACUACGAGGGGAAAAAACAUCGCAGGAAUGCAGCCAGAGUGCGACUACUGGAGCAGCUAGCUGGCAGUCUGGACGCUACUGAAACUACAGGCCUCCGCAGCAGUUACUCCUGCAGUGUAUGUAGUGUGGUGUUGAACUCCAUUGAACAGUACCAUGCUCACCUCCAGGGCUCCAAGCACCAGAACAACUUGAAGCAGGUCCAGCAGUAAAGCACUGGGACCAGAGACCUGUGGACAUUUGGAAAAUGCUAAUACUAAACAUGGGAGUAAGGAGCUUGGUAAAAUGAAGACUCGCCUUGGGAAUAUUGGUUCUUUUGGAAUUUUGGAAGACUGAGAAACUUCUACAGAGGGCUCAGGAGUGUGUGUGUGUGUGUGUGUGUGUGUGUGUGUGUGUGUGUGUGUGUGUGUGUGUGUGUGUGUGUGUGUGUGUGUGUGUGUGUGUGUGUGUGUGUGUGUGUGUG